This is a messenger RNA of Symphalangus syndactylus (siamang), 1064 nucleotides long. RefSeq names its product protein FAM90A5-like. NCBI's taxonomy places the organism in Eukaryota, Metazoa, Chordata, Mammalia, Primates, Hylobatidae. The record is from RefSeq and is a predicted model, not a curated record.
AGCAGGCCAGUGCCGCUCCACACAACCAGUAAGAGGCCACGCGUGGACCCUGUCCUCACUGAUUGCUCAGCUACCAAAAUGUCUGACAGGGGCUCCGUCUCGGCUUCACUAUCUCCCCUCAGAAACGCCAGUCUGAGCUCCUCCUCAGGUCUUGGACCAAAGGAACGACAGACAGGGGCUGCGGCCGACAUCCCUCAGCCUGCAGUCAGGCACCGGGGUCCGGGGCCUCUCCUCGUGGGGAAGCCGACAGACAGCAGCCAGGAGGGUGGCUGCCGAGAAGUUCCCCAGGGUGCCUCCAAAACCCACGGCCUGCUCCAGGUCACCAGCCCCCAGGCACAAGACAAAUGUCCCGCGCUGACCUCACAGCCCUGCCCACCAGCCGCCACGCACAGCUUGGGCCUAGGCUCCAAUCUCAGCUUCAGGCCAGGAGCCAAGAGGCCUGUCCAGGCUCCGAUUCAGGCUUGCCUGAACUUCCCCAAGAUACCGAGACUGGGUCCCUUCCAGAUCCCCGAAAACGCCAUCCAGGGAGGUGAGCUGGGGGCCCCGGAGACUCUCCAACCUGCGCCAGCCGUAACCGACCUUGGACCAAGUACGUCGCCCCAGAUGGGCAGGAGGACACCCGCCCAGGUGCCCAGCAUCGACCGGCAGCCUCCGCACAGCAGACCUUGCCUGCCUACUGCCCAGGCCUGCACCAUGUCCCAUCACCCAGCGGCCAGCCAUGAUGGGACCCGGCCUCUCAGAGUGCUCUUCCGGAGACUGGAAAACGGAUGGUGGAGCUCCAGCCUCCUGACAGCUCCCUCAUUUCACUCUCCUGAGAAGCCGGGAGCCUUCCUCGCUCAGAGCCCUCAUGUCUCAGAGAAGUCUGAGGGUCCCUGUGUUCGUUUCCCCACGAGUGUCCUCUAUGAGGACCUUCAGGUUUCCUCCUCCUCAGAGGACAGCGAUUCUGACCUGGAGUGAGACUGCAGGUGGCAGGGGCUCCUUGGCCUCCAGCUCCCGUGACUGGGAGGGGACUGUAGGACCCAGGAGCGCAGAGAGGCGAGCGAACUCUGUGCGGUGACUCCGAA